AUGGCUGAAGCGCUUGAUUCGCUUGACGAAGGAGACUUGAGAGCUCUGAUCGUCAUGUCCAUUGACGCUGUCCGACAGCAGAUGACGGAGUACAAGGACAAGGCUGCGACAGACGAGUCGUCGAUGCUGAAGCUGCAGAAGGAAAAGCGCGAGUUGCUCCGACAGCGUGAAGAGCAGGACCAGCGCAUUGCGGCAGCAGAAGCGCAUGCCAAGGCGCUCUUAGAAGAGUUCAAGAAUGUGGCGCCAGAGCCCCCUGUUCCCACGGAUGCCUGGCAACUCUGGGUGCGAGAGCCAGCUCGCGAGGCGUUCAACGUCCAGACUGAUGCCUACAGGGGCCAGUAG
Molecule: messenger RNA, 342 nt
Organism: Symbiodinium natans
Lineage: Eukaryota; Dinophyceae; Suessiales; Symbiodiniaceae
Source: the annotation of a GenBank genome assembly